Messenger RNA from Antrostomus carolinensis (chuck-will's-widow), 1247 nucleotides. Its product is annotated as netrin receptor UNC5C. Gene Ontology annotation, biological process: netrin-activated signaling pathway; axon guidance. The annotation marks the transcript as partial. The transcript has 7 exons. Gene Ontology annotation, molecular function: netrin receptor activity. Lineage: Eukaryota; Metazoa; Chordata; Aves; Caprimulgiformes; Caprimulgidae. The record is from RefSeq and is a predicted model, not a curated record. Gene Ontology annotation, cellular component: membrane.
AUCUCCGGAAAACUUUCGAGCAGGAGCCCUUGGGGAAAGAAGUGUCCCUGGAGCAAGAGGUCCUACUCCAGUGCCGUCCCCCUGAAGGCAUCCCAGUAGCUGAGGUGGAGUGGCUGAAGAACGAAGAGGUAAUUGAUCCUGUGGAAGACCGAAAUUUUUACAUCACCAUCGAUCACAACCUGAUCAUCAAGCAAGCUCGGCUGUCUGACACAGCCAAUUACACUUGUGUUGCCAAAAACAUUGUGGCUAAAAGGAAAAGCACCACAGCAACUGUCAUUGUCUAUGUGAAUGGAGGCUGGUCCACCUGGACUGAGUGGUCAGUGUGUAACAGCCGAUGCGGGAGAGGCUUUCAGAAGCGUACGAGGACUUGCACCAAUCCUGCCCCACUCAACGGUGGUGCCUUCUGCGAGGGCCAGAGUGUCCAGAAAAUUGCUUGCACCACUCUGUGUCCAGUGGAUGGCAAGUGGACAUCCUGGAGCAAGUGGUCCACCUGCGGCACAGAGUGCACACACUGGCGCCGGAGGGAGUGCACGGCCCCAGCGCCGAAAAACGGAGGAAAGGACUGCGAGGGGCUGGUGCUGCAGUCCAAGAACUGCACCGACGGGCUCUGCAUGCAGGCUGCUCCUGACUCAGAUGACGUUGCUCUCUAUGUCGGGAUCGUCAUAGCCGUGAUUGUGUGCCUCGCUAUUUCUGUGGUCGUGGCCCUGUUUGUCUAUCGCAAGAACCACCGUGACUUUGAGUCAGAUAUUAUCGACUCCUCAGCGCUAAAUGGAGGAUUUCAGCCUGUUAACAUCAAGGCUGCACGGCAAGACCUCCUUGCAGUGCCACCAGACCUCACUUCUGCUGCAGCCAUGUACAGGGGUCCUGUUUAUGCCUUGCAUGAUGUCUCUGAUAAAAUCCCAAUGACCAAUUCUCCGAUCCUGGACCCUCUGCCCAACCUGAAGAUCAAGGUUUAUAACACCUCGGGCGCAGUUACUCCCCAGGAUGACCUCUCUGACUUCUCCUCCAAGCUGUCCCCGCAGAUUACACAGUCCCUGCUGGAGAAUGAGACCCUGAACAUGAAGAACCAGAGCCUUGCUCGACAAACAGACCCAUCGUGCACUGCAUUUGGGACCUUCAACUCUUUAGGAGGUCACCUAGUAAUUCCCAAUUCAGGAGUAAGUUUGCUGAUCCCAGCGGGGGCCGUUCCACAAGGGAGAGUCUAUGAAAUGUAUGUGACAGUUCAUAGGAAGGAGAACAUGAGGUAA